UAAUUAUAAUUUUAUAGCUAGGUACCUACAUGGUGAGAGGUGUUCUUUUGGACUAGAAUUACUUGGAUUUUAGGUAAUAAAACUAAAAUGGAAGACAAUAAGACACAAAAUGUUGAAAACCAAUCUAUUAAUGAUGACAAAAAUCCAAAGAAAAAAAACAAAAACAAGAAAAAGCGUAGCGGUGACGGUGACCAUGGACCGGGUUCGGCUGAGGGUGUUGUAGCCGUGCCUAAUUCUACUGAUAUGCAGCAAAAUAUUUCGUUAAAGGAUCUGAAGAUGGCUAUGGAAGUUUUUAACUUACAACAAAAACCUGCUAAAACAACGGAAGAGGCAUUGCAUAAAUCUUAUCAAUUUUGGUCUACUCAACCCGUUCCAAAAAUGGACGAAAAAAUAAUUUCUAAUGAACCGAUUGAACCUCCUAAAACUCCGGAAGAAAUAAGACAAGAACCGUACACUUUGCCCGAUGGUUUUCAGUGGGACACAUUAAAUUUAAAUGAACCAUUAGUUUUAAAAGAACUUUAUACCUUGCUCAAUGAAAAUUAUGUGGAAGAUGAUGAUUGUAUGUUCCGUUUUGAUUACCAGACCGACUUUUUAAAGUGGGCACUUCAACCUCCUGGUUGGAAGAUGGAAUGGCACUGUGGAGUUCGUGUUGUUAAAUCUGGCCGAUUAGUAGGCUUUAUUUCAGCAAUUCCUGCUCAGUUGAGGAUUUAUGAUCAUGUACAAACUGUUGUAGAAAUAAACUUUUUAUGUGUUCAUAAAAAGCUUCGUGCUAAAAGAGUGGCUCCAGUGCUGAUAAGAGAAAUAACACGUCGAGUAAACUUGACUGGUAUAUUUCAAGGUGUUUAUACAGCUGGAAUUGUAUUACCCAAACCAAUAGGAACAUGCCGUUAUUGGCACAGAUCAUUGAAUCCUAAAAAGUUAAUUGACAUAAAAUUUAGUCACUUAUCUAGAAAUAUGACCAUGCAAAGAACUCUUAAACUGUUCAAAUUACCAGAUUUGCCAAAAACUCCUGGAUUUCGUAAAAUGGAGCAAAAAGAUUGUGAAAAAGUUGUUAAAUUAUUAAAUGAGUAUUUGAAUAAAUUUGAUUUGGUGCCAAUAUUUUCUGAUGAAGAUUUUAAGCAUUGGUUUACGCCUCUCUCUGGUAUAGUGGAUAGUUUUGUGGUAGAGGCGUCAGAUGGAUCGAUUACAGAUUUUGUUAGUUACUAUACACUUCCGUCCACAGUUGUGUAUCAUCCAGUUCAUAAAACACUAAAAGCUGCUUAUUCAUUCUAUAAUGUUUCUACAAAAACACCAUGGGUUGAUUUGAUGCUUGAUGCAUUAAUAACAGCAAGAAAUUCAGGAUUUGAUGUGUUUAAUGCAUUGGAUCUGAUGGAAAACAAAGAAUUUUUAGAACCUCUUAAGUUUGGUAUUGGUGAUGGGAAUUUGCAAUAUUAUUUGUAUAACUGGAGAUGUCCCAGUAUACCACCAAAUAAAAUCGGUUUAGUCCUUCAAUAACUUAUUGUAAUAAUACAAAUUUAAUUGUAUUUAUAUAUUUUAAAUGCUAGCCAUUGCUUUAUUUUUCACUUUGUGUAGUGUUUUUAUUGAGGAAAAUAUAGCCUUAGUUAACAAAAA
Molecule: messenger RNA, 1611 nt
Organism: Colias croceus (clouded yellow)
Lineage: Eukaryota; Metazoa; Arthropoda; Insecta; Lepidoptera; Pieridae
Gene: Nmt
Product: glycylpeptide N-tetradecanoyltransferase 2
Exons: 1
Coding region: 88-1494 (468 amino acids)
Biological process (GO): N-terminal peptidyl-glycine N-myristoylation
Cellular component (GO): cytoplasm
Molecular function (GO): glycylpeptide N-tetradecanoyltransferase activity
Source: RefSeq, a predicted model, not a curated record